AUGCAGAUUGAAAAUUACAGAAAGAGAGUACUGUGCAGUGUCUUGGGAGUUCUUUUGCUUGCCAUUAAAUUUGUACUAUGUGGUUUGGUGCCGAGUACAAUGAAUAGACAGAGUGCAGAUGCACAUGUGCGGCAAGUGAAGGAGAUAAGUGGCACAAAUUCAACUAGAGAGCAUGUAAUGAAGAGUAACAUAUGCUGUAGAGAAAAGAAUGAAGAACAGGUAGAUUGGGAAUGGGCUAAUAAGGACCCUGCUAUAUUGGACAAUAGGAAGCAAGAGUUAGACAGACCAGACAGUAGAGAAGAUGCAGCAGAGAGUAAAUGCUAUAAAACAAACAAUAACUCAAGAAUGAAGAGAACUGAAGAGCUGAAAUCUAAUCCAGACGCAGUUGACAAAUACAUAGAAAGAUAUCUUGAGAUAUUCCCGUGGUAG
Nematocida minor is the source of this 429-nucleotide messenger RNA. RefSeq lists its product as uncharacterized. NCBI's taxonomy places the organism in Eukaryota, Fungi, Microsporidia. The transcript has a single exon. The coding region runs from base 1 to 429 and encodes 142 amino acids. The record is from RefSeq and is a predicted model, not a curated record.